AUGCCACGACCUUCGAGGGAAUCCUACGGGGACCAGAAGCCACCGUACUCCUACAUAUCCUUGACGGCGAUGGCCAUAUGGAAUUCCCCUGAAAAAAUGCUGCCCCUAUCCGAAAUUUACAAGUUCAUCACCGACAGGUUUCCGUAUUACAGGAAAAACACGCAGCGAUGGCAAAACUCCCUCAGGCACAACCUGAGCUUCAACGACUGUUUCAUAAAGAUCCCGAGGCAACCUGAUAGGCCGGGAAAAGGUGCGUACUGGGCUUUGCAUCCUGCUGCAUUCGAUAUGUUCAUGAACGGCAGCCUUCUCCGUCGCAGGAAGCGUUUCAAGCUCCUCAAAAGCGACAAGGAGAUCUUGGAGAAUGAGCUGGCAGCAUUGACGAACAUCAACCGCAUCAUCUUCGCUCCGCCGAAUCCUGUCGACUUGAACCCGGCGGCAAGUAUUCCUGCCAUAGCACCGCAUCAACCCGCGUCGCCUACUCUGACGAAAUCACCUGAAACUGCUGUGACUUGCAUCAGGCCUAAGCGGUCCUUCACGAUAGAGAGCUUGAUAUCUCCAGACAAACCUACUCCUGUGGCGCCCAGCCCGACGCAUAUAAUGCCACCGGUUCAGCAAUGGAUGUUGUCAACUUCUUGUUAUGAUUUAGCCCUAGCUAAUCAUAUGGCGCUGAUGCCACAUACUCCUACUCACUAUGAAACUUAUGGACUAACGAAUCCUGAGAGUUUGUUUAGGCUGACACACCAGUUAUAG
This is a messenger RNA of Phaedon cochleariae (mustard beetle), 750 nucleotides long. The record is from the annotation of a GenBank genome assembly. NCBI's taxonomy places the organism in Eukaryota, Metazoa, Arthropoda, Insecta, Coleoptera, Chrysomelidae.